AUGUCAGAAUUAAAACUUCGUCGGUUAUUAGAACUUAAUCAAAGGUUACGGGAAGAUUUAGAUCGUCAACGGAUUAGAGUUAGUGAUGCCAGUAAAGGUUUAAUUGGAUAUUGUAAAAGUACUAGAGAUAAUUUAGUACCAUCAGUAUGGGGAACUAUUGAUAAAAGAGAUGAUCCAUAUGCGCCAUCUAGCAAAAGACGUCUUUGUGAGAUUUUGUAG
Entrophospora candida is the source of this 219-nucleotide messenger RNA. NCBI's taxonomy places the organism in Eukaryota, Fungi, Glomeromycota, Glomeromycetes, Entrophosporales, Entrophosporaceae. The record is from the annotation of a GenBank genome assembly.